CGCGCCAUGGCUCAGUGAGGAAGAGGACGCAGUAACACGGCGGCUUUACUUCUUACUUUCAUCCCAAUAUUCCAGUUCCACAUUACUUCGCACCUCCUUUCUACUUAUUAUUCCAAUUCUUCAUCCCAAUCCUUUCCAACAAAAUCCAAGUCGGCCAACAACAACUUUGGCAUCAUGCACUUGCGCCUUUUGACACUUUUCAUGCUUUUCCUCGCCGUGGCUCAAAUGUUUUGUGAGGACAACCUGAGAGAAGACGAGGACUUUUGGACAAGCGACAACAUUCAGCUUGGCUGGCCUUCCAGGGACCCAUUCAGAGAAAUCCUUCUGAGGAUGACAAGAAAGCCAAGGCCGCAUCAGUUUGUCGGCCUGAUGGGCAAGCGCUCAAUGGCCAAUUCACAGAUUCCCCGCAAAAGGCAUAAAGUCAACUCUUUUGUUGGUUUGAUGGGGAAAAGAAGCCAAGAGGAGCCAGAUUCCUUUGAUUGGAGCACAGUACAGAUGGACGACGCCCGCCGCUAACGCCGCUAACGCCGCUAAUGCCGCUAACGCCGCCGAGUCCUCACCUGCCUGCUUGUCACCUUGACAUUCCUCAUCUGUGAAAGCUGUUCAUUGUUGUUAGUCCAAUUAAAUGAUUGAUUGUGUUUACACC
Molecule: messenger RNA, 646 nt
Organism: Doryrhamphus excisus (bluestripe pipefish)
Lineage: Eukaryota; Metazoa; Chordata; Actinopteri; Syngnathiformes; Syngnathidae
Gene: tac1
Product: tachykinin precursor 1
Biological process (GO): tachykinin receptor signaling pathway
Source: RefSeq, a predicted model, not a curated record